AGGAGAUUGUACCAUAUCCCGUAAAUGCUGCUCGUUAACGCCGAUGUUUGGUGGGGAUUAUUACAGGCGGCGUGAUGGCCAACUGUGAGUGAAUGCAGCCGCCUCAGGUGAACAAAGAGCGGGACAGAGAGUUACAACACACGCCUAAUAAUCAUCCGCUGCAACAUGGAUCUAACUUUUGUUUUAUCGGCUGUUAUAUUCACACUUCUCGCCAUCGUGGUCGCGACGUCUGUUUUUAAUGGCUCCUCUCCGACAGCCGAUUUUGUAAACUAUUUCGGACACAGAGGAGACGGGGGAUUAGACCAACCGGGGCUGAGGCAAAAUGGCUAUUUACCGGACAAGAAGAAGAAGAAGAAGGCGGAGGACGACUGGUGUCAGAUGAGCAGCAGCUCGCACGAUCACUGGGAUGUAGUGAAAUCUGUGCUCUCAGAUGAGGCACAUCCCCACCCUCACUCUGAAGAACUGCCAGCACCAGUUGAGUGCUCCUCCUCCACCUCCAGCCUGUCCGUCCCCAGGCCUGGAUGUAGACGGACGAGCUUAGAGGUAGACUCGUCGUCCGAGGCCUCGUCGGGAGCGAGCCGUAGGUCAUUUAUUGGGCUCUCUGAUAAGGAGCUCCUAAAGUGUGCUUUCUCAUACCCCCAGACUGAAGGAGCCACAGAGAGCCCGGGGAUCAACGAUAAAUUGGGAACAAAUGAUUCCUUGAAGUACGUCCCUGGAAAGGCGCGAUCCCACCACCUGCAAAUGAUGAUGUCCUCGGAGGAGCUGGAGGAGGAGCAGAGGGUGCAACGUGAGCAGCUGACUGCCAUCUUCCAGCUGCUGAAAGACAACAAGGAGACAUUUGGGGACGUGUCGGGAGACAUGGAGGAGCAGCUCAGGCUUUACUCCAUCUGA
Molecule: messenger RNA, 891 nt
Organism: Plectropomus leopardus (leopard coralgrouper)
Lineage: Eukaryota; Metazoa; Chordata; Actinopteri; Perciformes; Serranidae
Gene: mxra7
Product: matrix-remodelling associated 7
Source: RefSeq, a predicted model, not a curated record